UUCAAAAAUGGUUGACGUGCCUGCUUGGGCAUGCUUAUUGAGUAUACGAAGCCACAUAUUUCUCUGUUAGUUUUUAUUGCAUGUAUUGGUUUUACAACUACAUAACUCACUAAGUGUACCAAGAUAUGCUGAUUGAACGAGGCGUUACCGAAAUAACGAAAGCAGCAGUAGGAAUUUUCGUAUGGAUUUAUCAGGUGAUGCUGUAUAAAAUUUAGUCACAAAUGCAAACGAAACAUGAUUUUCACAGAGAUAAUGGAUCCCAGCCUACUGCUGUGGAUGUCUUCAGAGGUAGACAAAAAACCACCUUAGACUUAGGACUUGGGACUCAGAGGGUGGUACAGGAGGAUGGAACAAAUUACAUUCUUAUUGUCAACCAGCACUCGCAACAGGCAACAAGAGCUCAGAUACCAACAGCAGAAAUGCUCUUAAAGUCCACAAAAUCAUCUCCUCAGUUUGUUCUGACUGAAAACAAAAACAAAUUGUCAGGGGAAAAUGCUACCAUCACUCCUGAUAAAUUUUGCCCAGCGGAGUUCAAAGUUCAAAGCAAAACCAUUUCUCGAUGCAAAGGACAUGUUGGAAACAACAUAAAAGAACAUUUAAAAAUUAACUUUUCAAACUUAGGAUUUGAUGAGUAUGACAGUACAGCAUCGUCAUUUAAUGUUUUCAAAGACGAAUCUGAAGAAAAGGAAUGUUCAACAGUUGCUCAAUCAUCAGAUGAAGGAUACUCAGAAUCAAACAUGAACAUUGAAAACUUUGUCAAACAACAUUAUAAAGGUUUAAACCUCAAUGAUACUCAAGAGAUGAAGAGUCCUUAUAAUGUAUCCAGAACUACAUAUACUCCUUCCUGCAACAUUGAUCUCUCUGCAUCAUCAGGGUACCAGUCAGCUGGAGGCUCUAGUUGGCUCACCAGUCCAACCCCUUCAGAUUUAGCAUCACCAAGUCCAAACAAUGCUGCCAGACAAGUUAUUCUCAUCUCCCCUGGUCCAACCAGAACAUUAGGUGUCAGCAAAAACAGUGCUGUUGUAUCCAGUCGGGUGGCCUCUAACUGCUCUAUAGCCUCGCCUGUGUCCUCAUUAGCUUGUAAUCUGCAAGGAACAGCUUUCUUUCAGUCACCAGCUGGAGUUUCACCAGUCCUUUCAAAUAUCCAACAUGAUUUGGGAAAGCCCCUAUCCAGUUCUACUCCUGUUGAAACUAAAUCCAUAUCUGUGUCUGGCAUAAACACAUCCACAGGAGCUUCUUCUUUUCCAAAUACAACUGAUACCAUUCAGAAGUUGAUGCAAGCCAAAACAUCAAUGCAUUCCCUGACCAGUAAGGCUUCUGCAGCAAAAUGCCUCAAAUCUAUGAAUAUUGUGUUACCCAACUUAAGUCAAAUACCAAAAACAAAUACAAAAAUGACAAUCACUGAAAAAGGUAUAAAACAAGAACUUCCGGAGCCACCUGAUCCACAAGCUGGGGAGGUGGUUAUUCACAUCAACAUCAAGGAACAACAAGCCGUGGUCAAGAUGGAGUGUGACCGAUCUCGACCAACCACACCUCAUCACUUGACUGACCCUUUGUCUCCAGACAUGAGCAAUACACCAGACUGUCUAAAUAAUUCCCUCACCAACAUGCACUGGCUGAAAGGUAUCCAAGGCAUCAAUGAGUCGGUACAGAGCAGUCCUAAGCCAGUCCCUACUCUUGUUGAGACACCCAAAGGUGUGGCGUCCAACCCGUUACAGUGGCGAUGCCUCAGUACCUCAGAUGUAGAGAAGAUUGCCAGGGAGUGUGGUCGUCACAAAAGACCACCAUUUUCGUACAUGACGCUGAUACAGAUGGGUCUGAAUUCACGAGAGGACAAGCGUAUGACCCUGAGGGAGAUUUGUCAUUGGAUAGAGGACACCUUUCCCUACUAUAAACACACCGCCAAACCUGGCUGGAAGAACUCCAUACGACACAACCUGUCAUUGUACAGUAUAUUUGAGAGGGAAAAAUCUAAAAAGCAUGGCUCUCACUGGACAAUACGUGAUGACUGUCCAGAGAAGUCCAAAUCAGUUCCUGCCAAAGAUGGACUGAGGAAAGGUCCACUGGGUAUUGGAACCAUGCUUCCUGUGAGCCUACCAACGUUUUUGCAGCAAUCACACGGACUCAAAGUGGCAUUACCGCCUAAUACUGUACUAGGAGACAGGUCUAAGAAAGGUCCCCAGCCAAUCCUACCCCGACCAAUGGCAGUGUCUCAAACCCCUCUGCAGACCUACGCACUCAUCCCUAUACAGAACAUGGGCCAGGGCCUCCAGCAGGGCAUCCAAAUUCCGUCCACCUCCCAGGGCCAACCAAUGCUCAUCCAGCUGCCUAAGUCCGGGCAGAGCCUCUCACAACACUCAAACCCAGGGUCCCCAUUACUUUCUCCAUUGGUGCAAAACAUUGAGGAGAAGCCAUUGUGUACACGCCUCAAGAAGAAACAGCGUUACUCUGCCAUAGCCCCCAAGGAGGUCUCCACAUCUACACCAUCUCCCAAGCACUCCAUCAGUAUCGUACGUCAGGCGUGGAUUGAUUCACAGAACAAUAGUACAAGUGAUGACAGUGAUACAACUCGACUGGGAGAUUCAAAGUGUAUCCAUUCCUCACAGGGACAAACGGGUGCCAAGAAAGCCAAGUUGCGAGCAGGUCUUCCAAAACCUAAAAUUUACAUGCGCACCACACCACCGUCUCGUAAGGGUAAAGCACGAAGGAAACAGAAACUUGUGCCAAAAGAGCGAGAGCUUAUGGCUGAGAGUUCUGAGGAAGAUUUGGAAAAUCUUGAGCAGGAGGAUCCUUUAACAUCUGUGUUACCCUCCAGUGGCAGUACCACUGUGUCUACAUCCACACCUCUAAAAGUCUGUGGCUUUCCCUCUCCACAAAUGCCCUCCCCUAUAAUUGGUCUAACACCACUCAGGAGUAGCGGGCUACUGGACUCAAGUUUCUUGGACUGCUUGAAGGAUUCUGAUUCUGAAUCUAAGGGCUUUUUGAUAUCUCCAGAUAUCCGCUGUGCAAAGAAGUUGUCACUUGGCCAAAACCGAACUCCUCCUAAUUCUUCAGUGUUAGAUUUGAACUUCUCCUUUUCUCAAACUCCCCUGCGUUGUGAUCCAGGAACAGACUUUGGGGGAGGAGAUCAUAACCAAAGUCUUUCAAAAUUUUUGGCUGAGUUUCCUAUUGACACUAAUAUGAUGGAAGAUGGACUUCCAGUAGACAUUUCAAGCUUAAAUUGGAGUGUUGGGGAACAGGACCAGAGUCCUUUGAGUAAUAGCUGAUUCAGGCACGUCCUCUUAGGGAAUUACUUCAAUACCAGCAUGUCUUCCUAGAAAAAGCUGGUUCAGACAUGUCUUCCUAGAAAUAGCUGGUUCAGACAUGUCUUCAUAGAAAUAGCUGAUUCAGUAUGUUAUCCUAGGGAUCAGCUGAUUCAGUAUGUUAUCCUAGGGAUCAGCUGAUUCAGGCAUACCUUACUAAAGAAUUACUAAUUCGAGCAUGUGAACAGCUGAUUCAGGCAUGUCUUCAUAGGUAACAGCUGAUUCAGUAUGUUAUUCUAGGGAUAAGCUGAUUCAGGCAUACCUUACUAAAGAAUUACUAAUUCGAGCAUGUGAACAGCUGAUUCAGACAGGUCUUCCUAGGGAACAGCUGAUUCAGUUAAGUCCUCCCACGAAACAGCUGAUUUAGUCAUUCUCCUAUAGCGGACAGCUGAUUCAGGUAUUUCAGCUACACUUUUCUUUGAAAAUAUCAUGACAUAGGUCAAAAAUUGUUAGGGUGUAAAAAUCAUGUUUGAGAUGUGAUGGGAGAAUGAUCUUGUUCAUCUGUAAAUGUUUUUUUAAGUUUUCUGUCUAUAGCAUGCCACAGAAAUGCCUUGUUUGAUAAAUGUAGUAGGUCUUGGCCUGGUAUGUGUGCCGUCUUUCCUAUAGCUUUAUAGCUAUAGUCUCUGAGUAUUUUUAUGGUAACAAUAUUGAACACUCCAAAUUAUAUGGAAAAAACUCAUAUAAUGCAAAAUUUUCAGACCCAGUACAAUCUUAUAGUAAUCUGAAAAUUGUCCACGUUAUCUAUUAAAACAUACACAAUCAUUCCAGGUUUUAUGGAGUUUAUGGGAACAAUUCACUUAAUGAGGUUUAUGUUUAAAUACAACUAUACACACAAAAAAGUCUGAAAUUCAAGCAUUUUUCUGUUUAUAACCCCCAAAAAAACAUCUGACAGCAGACCUAGAAAUGUAAGUGAGUAUUUUUUUUCUUUUUACCCAUCCAGUUAAACUUGUCAUACAAGAUUUAUUUAGAUGCACUAAGUUUUAUUCAAUAAUUGUAUAUCAGAUAAAGAUUUAAAUAUAUACCAUAUAUAGUAUAGUUCAUUCAUGAUUAGAUUCUGAUCACAUCACGUUGUAUACAGCACAUUUGUUGUGAGAUUCAUCCUUGGGCACAUUCAACACUGAACAGAUAACACUGUACCAUUCAUUUACAUCUUGUUGCUCUUUGUUUAAUUCUUGAAAGAUCUAGUAUGAUAUUGUAUAAAACUUCAGACAAUAAGGCACUUUGUGGACAGGCCAUUCAUCUAAAUCUAUUAUGACCCUUUCUCUGGAGAACUGGGCCCGUAUUCAUGAAACCGUUCUCAUGCUCAAGCAAAAG
Messenger RNA from Mizuhopecten yessoensis (Yesso scallop), 4616 nucleotides. RefSeq lists its product as uncharacterized. The record is from RefSeq and is a predicted model, not a curated record. NCBI's taxonomy places the organism in Eukaryota, Metazoa, Mollusca, Bivalvia, Pectinida, Pectinidae. Gene Ontology annotation, biological process: G2/M transition of mitotic cell cycle; regulation of DNA-templated transcription. Bases 222 to 3266 code for a protein of 1014 amino acids. The transcript has 8 exons. Gene Ontology annotation, molecular function: DNA-binding transcription factor activity; sequence-specific DNA binding.